AUGGAGUUCUCUUGUUUACUGACAGAAGCCUACCGCAGCAAACAUUCGUCUCGAAAGUUGAGCCUUAAUACCAACCAAAGGCGCACUGAAGAUCUUCGGGAGCGGAAAUUGGCAGUCAUCACUGAGAAUUUCCACGUGGAGCCGGUUAACGAGAAAAGUGAGUCAGGAAAGCGACAACAUGGAACAAAAGGACUUCCCGAAACUUUUCCUAUUCCUGUAAGCAAUGCGGACUAUCGAAAUAGAGCACGCCUGGCACGGGAACGACCACAUCGACCAAAGAUUCGCCGAACCCUGCACCGAUCUUUUGGAGUAACGUCACAACUCAUACGAAGGAAUCCCUCGAACGCAAGAAACUUCACAGAAAGAACCUCCUUGGUACUGAAACCACCACAUAUAGGGCAGGUCACUUCGAAGACCGUAAUACCUUGGACAUGGCCUGAUUCCACAACGACAGCCGCAGUGACAAUCUCUGACAUUGUUGCUACAGAAGAAACUGUUGAGAAUGAGAGUACAACAAUGUCUGUGCUUGCAACGGUACCCAGUUGGGACUCAAGAAACUAUAACGUAUCAUCACAAAGCGUUGUUAUUUCCGACCUACUCGCUCCACAAUCAGCUGUGUUCAACUCCACAAUAACACUAAUCAAGGAGUUUCUUAAGGAUAAAAAGAAGAAACUGAAAGGAAAGCGGAUCAACAGGAGGAAGCAGGCAAAAAUUCCACAAACUCAAAAACCAGCUGUAUACGCCUCAAGAGACGAUGUCGUCUAUAAAAAAGAAAUACCGCAACUGAAAUUCAAGUUCAUAAAGUCGGACAAGGAUGUGCGGAUGACAAAUGUGAAAACAGACAGGAUACCGCUAAUACUGCCUUAUUCACUUGAUGUGACGAAAAAGAGGAAGCCACAGAUGGAAAAAAUCACAGAUGCACAAACGCAGGAAGGUUCAGAAUCAAUUGAGGAAAUUGGGGCUAGAAUUGAAGCCGAGGAAGCAGAACGGCAACGAGCUGACGGCGAGAAUCCAUUGAAAUAUAUGGUCAAGGAUGGGAUUCUUUUCAAGAGAAAUAAAAUACCCGUGGCUAGGAUCAGCCUAUCACCAAUGGAAACGUUCCAGGCACAAGGUGAAAAUGUUCGAAAAAGGGCAAAAACUGUCAAGAAACAAACUAUGGUAGAGUCGUCCCCAUUCGUCUCCGAGCUUAGGAAUCUCAGAAAUCACGCUGCUGUUGUUAGUCUGAAGAAUUUCGACUCGAAACGACCCAUUCCGGUGCCUCCGUUGAGUCCACCAGUUAUGAACCUUGGACAGUCGUUAAUCGUAGCAAAUGGAAUGGAGAGGGAACAUAGGAGUGAGGAAGAGGGUGCACAUUUCACUGCACAUUCAAGCAUCCCGUUUGAAAAUGAAAUAGGAGUGGAACCAGUUGACGUGACACAAAACGAUCUUAUUCAUGACAUUCAGUCGCCGCCUCCCUAUCCAUUCAGUCAUUGCUACAUGAACAUUGAUGGAUUCAUGUGUUGCAAUCGAUACCUAGAGUCGCUAAUGCGAAGAAGCUUUCGAAAGUUGAGAAGAGCACACAGAUUCCAUGAAUGUAGUGUACAGAAAAUCGCUAACAGAAUACAAACGGAUUGUGAGAAUGUAUUCAACACAACCUUCGAAGUAGUUGUGGGCAUUGACGAUUUUGCGAUUCGAGCACAUUUUGCUGGCGAUCUGAUGUGUAAGAUCCAGGAAGGAGGACGCUUUCUUACCGCUUACGCUACUACGAUGCCUACACGAGACGGAGCUGCACUGGAUCCACUUCAUGUGGUUACAAAAAUCGAGAUGAACUUACGAGAUCGAGAUGAUCGACAAAUGGGUGACUCCAUCCAAUUCCCUGAGAGACAAUUCGAUAGCGCCGUCCAACCUGCACAAAUCCUCGACGAUAUUCGUCGAAGAAAUCGAGCACAAGACAUUCCAUUCCACGAAAAAUCACGAGAGGACAUAGACAACGAAAAUAUAAUCACUAGGAGUUGA
Messenger RNA from Necator americanus (New World hookworm), 1995 nucleotides. RefSeq lists its product as uncharacterized. The coding region runs from base 1 to 1995 and encodes 664 amino acids. The transcript has 14 exons. The record is from RefSeq and is a predicted model, not a curated record. NCBI's taxonomy places the organism in Eukaryota, Metazoa, Nematoda, Chromadorea, Rhabditida, Ancylostomatidae.